This is a messenger RNA of Xenopus laevis (African clawed frog), 2208 nucleotides long. It is a transcript of the gene ccdc17l.L, whose product is annotated as coiled-coil domain-containing protein 17. Lineage: Eukaryota; Metazoa; Chordata; Amphibia; Anura; Pipidae. The transcript is spliced from 13 exons. The coding region runs from base 252 to 2114 and encodes 620 amino acids. The record is from RefSeq and is a predicted model, not a curated record.
UAAACUCCUACAAGCUUUGUCACUUGCUGCAGCCUUAGAGAUCUUAUUUGUAUCUUUUUUAAGACCAAUAAUUUAAUACACAACGGUGUUUAAAAGUGAUAUUUUUUUACUGGAAGCAUACAUGUGCUUAUCAAAUGGAUCUAUAGGGAAGUUCUGUGUAUGAUUUCCAAGCUGCUUGUAACUGUAAGUCCAAUGUAUAGAGCUUUGCUGACAUAUAUUGUUAAUCAUCACUCCUGGGAUUUCUGAUCACAAUGAAUGGCUAUUUAAGAUGCCCAAGUUGCAACAUGACUUUUAAGUCUUCUUUGUUACUGGAAAAACAUAGAGAAAAGUUCUGUAUUGGUGGAGACAUUGGACGGGCAAGGCAAACACAGACACCUGAAGAAAUGGUUAACAGGCUCUAUUUAAGAAGAAAACCUGAAGAACAACCGAAGUUCCAUAAAAUAAGUGAAACACCAAAAGAGAAGACUACAAAAGUUAAUGAAAAUCCUACAGUGGAAUCCAGCAGGACAAAAGACCACGAGGCACAACUGCGAUAUCUAACAGAAGCUCACAGACAGCAAAUAACUGAAAUUAUGACUCAAAAUAAAGUUCUAGAAAAACAACGCAAUGAUAUCGUGCAGAGACUGAAUGAAAUAACAGCUCAAAACAGGAAUACAAGCUACCUUGAAAAAAUGCUAAAACAUUUAAAUGCUCAAGAACAAAAGAAUGAACUUCUCUUAGCAGCCAUGAAACAACAGAUUGACAUGCUGCAUUUGGAGUCUAUGAAGAGAAGAAAUCAGAGCAGACAAAGUGAAACUCCAUCCUCUCGAAAAGUAGAAAAAGUGCAGCCAUCUUUUCAGCCAACCUACAUUCCCUUUUAUGGAUAUGGCAACCUAUGCUCAGAAAUCAGUGCUUUACGGCUGACUUACUUACAGAGUGGGGGAAAUGAUCAACUGAUUUUGGCUCACCUGCAGGACCUUCUAACUGAAGCACAAGUGGUGGAGCAGAGAGAAAAACGCCUACGGACUGUUAGAAAGAAAAACAAAAAAGGCUAUGGGAAUCCAAACCUGCACUUCAACGAUAAGCUAAUUGCAUUGGAAAUGGAAAAUCAGCAACUGGAAGAUCAAAUUUUCAAAAUACAACUUCAAAGGCAAAGGAAUAUACGACUUCCCAAGACCUCAGUUAGAGAAGCAGAGAAAAGUGUACAGUUCCCAUGGUUUGUGAAAGAGCAUACUCACAAAAAUGUAAAAGCCCUAAAUGCAGAACUGGAAGUCUUAAAACAAGAACUGGAAAUACAAAGACUAAAAAAGCGGAUAAAAACAGCUGGAAUUCAGCGUGCCAAUCGUCAAACAUCUGCAUUCCACCAUAUGGAAGAACAAAAGGCAGGUACAGCAAAUCAUGUGAGAAAUUUAUUGGACUACAAUAUUGGGUUGGAGCCUGCUCCCUAUGAUCCAAUUUCUGGCUUUGUUGUAUUUUAUGAUUUUCUCCUUGGGCUUGAUCCAUCUUACCGGGUAUGUCGAUUAGCAGUGAGCUUGAGUAGUGGUGGACUGGAGAUUGGAAGUUCUUCACUCCUACCCCCUGUCUAUUGUGGAGCAGCUCUGUCCACAUUCCAUGACAGUAAGAGACAGAACACAGCUCUUUUAGCCACAAAACAGGCUGUGCCCAGAGUGCGACCCUCGCCAAAUAUAUCAUUAAUAAUGGAGCUCCAGGCAUCUGGAGGAUAUGAUCCCUAUGGCCAUGAAGUGAGCCAACUAAUCCCCCGAGGAUGGGUUAAAAUUGACAUAUUUGAUCACCAAAACAGAGUCAUAAGUGGUCAGUGGAAAGUCCCAAUUCGCAUCCUUCCAGUCAAACCUUCCCUGACAACAGGAGCGCUUAACGCUGUACCACAGCUGGAAUAUGCUGAAUUGUAUAUGCGCCUUGUCAAUGCAAGAGAUGCUGAUACACAAAGUGCAUUGCCUAUUGAAAUGAAGAAUGCCAUGUUCUACAAGUACCCACCUUUGACUGCAGCAUACAGUUUUCCAGAAGAUGCCAUGUUUCCAGCUACAUAUUACCCAUCCCACUUUUUGCCAGCUAUGCAACACACAUAUGGAAACGUAGAUUCUCCUCCUUCAAGACGAAGAAUUAUGACACAAUAGUGAUUUGUAAAAUAAAUUUGAACUGAAAAAGAUUUUCAAUUCCAAAACUGAUUGUGAUUUUUUUAUUCUGUUUACAAUAAAUAUUUACAAUUAA